UGUUUACAUAAUACAUAUUGUAUUGUGAUAAAAACUAUGCGUUUUUUAUGAUUUAUAAACGUAUUCAAUCGUAGACGUAGUGCUUAUUGCUUUACAAUUUACUUAAACGAUGAUUUAUUAUUUAAAAUCUCUGCUAAUACUUUAAUUUUCGCCGUUUUAGUUGUGAAAUUAACAAUAUACCUAUUACACGGUCAGUAUUACGUCUUGACAUCUGUGUAACACUUGUGCCAUUGUAUGGGUUAACAAAUUUAGAAGUCAGAAAAUGGAAACCAAAUUUUCGGGUUUCGCCAAGGAGACCACGACUAGACCGGCGUGUAAGAAAUGUGGCUACUCCGGUCACUUGACGUUCCAGUGUCGCAAUUUCAUCAAAAUUGACCCCAAUAAAGACAUUGUAUUGGAUGUGAGUAGCACAAGUAGUGAAUCGGAAGAGGAGUACGUAACACCGCUAGUACAGCUCCGUGAAACCGAAUUGGCUUUAAAAUUGAAGCAAGCAGCCACCAAAAAAAAGAAGAAGAAAAAGUCAAAGAAACGUAAACACAAGUCAUCUGAUAAUGAUUCUUCAGAUAGCGAGGACAAGGAACGUAAAAAAAAGAAGAAUAAAAAACACAAGAAACAUAAAAAACAAAAAAAAUCAAAGGACUAAUAAGUACCUAUAUAUAUAUAUAUACAGUUUAAAACUAUAUGUUCUUAAACUAUGACUUGUAUUAGUAGAAUUAUGUAAAUUAAAUAGGUAUCUACAUAUUAUUAAAAUAUAUCAUAAUUUUUUAUUUGAUUUUAUUAUUAUUGGAACAAAAAACUUGAAAUCACGAUUUUAAAUUGUAACACUUAUUGUAAUAAUUACAUUACUAAUUAUAUUAUAAGAUGUGAAAUCGAACAUAUAGGUACUUACCUAAACCGGUACACACAAAAAUAUUUUUCUACUCGUUUACUCAUUGUUUAAAAAAUGUUCCACAAACUCUGUUAUAAUACCGAUUGUCACAAUUUUUAAAAUACUAUUAAUCAUUAGUAUUAUGUACGAAAAUUGUACACUUUAUAAAAAUAGAAUGUAUUAGGACUGUCAAUAAUCAGAUCACAAUACUAAAUAGUACAUCUUAAAAACCUUAUAGCUAAUACCCUUAGUUAUUAAUACUAUUGAUUAAAUUUAUUUAAAAUGUUGAAUUAUAUUAUUAAUUUGAAAAUAUAUUUUGUUUUGUUAAAAAUGUGUCAUAUAAUAUUAUAUAUUAAUUCACAUCAAAAUUGAAAAACACAACAUAAAUGUCAAUAUUCAAUACCUCACUGUGCAGUAAUCAAAAUCAUGCUAAAUCUAUUUAUAAUGAUGUUUAAUGACUAGAUGUUUGUAGUGUUAAUGGUAUAUUAUUGUCAUAUUAAUCUACUAAUCAAAAAGUUAGAGAAUAUCAUCUUACAAUAAAAAUAUUAAUAUUAUGUAAAUACCAUAAUAGUUUUCAAAUUCAAUGUGGUGAUGUACCUGUAUUUACCCAAAGUGUAUGCAUGUCUAACUUUAAAUAAUUAAAAGUAAAACUGGUUUCAAAAUUAAUAUUCAAAUGUACUUUUUUUUUAUUUUUUGUCUUCACAUAACUAUGGUAGAUUUCUCUUGAUAUGUAGAAUGACGACUGUAAACUUACAAAAAACUUUAUUAUAAUA
Messenger RNA from Cinara cedri, 1641 nucleotides. The record is from the annotation of a GenBank genome assembly. Lineage: Eukaryota; Metazoa; Arthropoda; Insecta; Hemiptera; Aphididae.